Messenger RNA from Coregonus sp. 'balchen', 11362 nucleotides. NCBI's taxonomy places the organism in Eukaryota, Metazoa, Chordata, Actinopteri, Salmoniformes, Salmonidae. The record is from the annotation of a GenBank genome assembly.
AUCAGGAGCGGAUAGGGAAGGACUCCAACUACGAGCAAGAGGGGAAGGUGCAGUUUGUGAUCGAUGCAGUUUAUUCCAUGGCCCACGCGUUGCACAACAUGCACAGGGAGCUCUGUCCAGGGAAGGUGGGCCUUUGCUCCAGGAUGGACCCCAUCAACGGCACUCUGCUGCUCAAACACAUCCGCCUGCUCAACUUUGCAGGUCAGACACAUCCACACGGUUAUAUGUACAGCAUGUACAUCACACUCACACAGGGCACCCAGACAUGAACACACACCACCUCACUAUUUCAUCAGAUGGUUUUUGUUUUUUUUAAUGAUUAUUUCAUCGAUUUAAUUAAUCAAGUGAGAUUAAUUACACGAUGUGAAAUAUUUACACAAGAUUGAAGACAUCUCUAAACGGAGAGGAGGAGAGGAGAGGAAGAGACUAAAAACCUAAAAAAAAACUUCAGAGUAACACGUUUUCAAGAGAGGGCCUCUUGAACAAAUAGAGGAAAUAUCUUUCUGGGUAUUACAGAGAUUAGUUUCAAAUGGAUUCAAUGGAGAGAAAACAAUGCUGCUCGCUGGAAAACCUAGAAAACCCCUUGAAGGGGGCAGUCCCUUAAAAGACAAACUCCUGGUAAUGGUUUUGGGAUCAAUGUUUGGCAAAACAUCUAAGAAAACUCUAUUAUUGAUUACAUUUAUUACAAAAGACGCAAUGGUGUAUGUGAGAAACACGUAUCUCCUAAGGGGGAGAAAUCAAAGCAGCAACUGCAUGUGUUUCCCUGGCUUAUUUGAAGACACCAUCAAGGGGAACUACACUAACUACACCAACUACACCAUCAACUAGAUCAGUUGUAACAGGUACCCCAAUCUGGAUGUAGACGCUGUGCCACACAAGUGGGUUGCUUCUUGGUUACAUCAGCAGCAGCACACAUCAGUAUGUUUAACAUGGACACCCAACCCACUGGGGCUAUGGGAAUAGCAGACUGGAGGGUCAUUUAUCAAAGAUAAUAUUUAUCUCCUUCUCACCAGAUAAGUAAAUUACUCACCAGAAAACACACAAAGAAUACAUUUCAUUUUUUUCGCCUGGAAACAAAAAUCAUAUGACAGAUGGGUCAGAGCAGUUUAAAUAGCUUUUUGUUUCACUUGCAAUGAAUCAUUCCAGAGGCCACAGCCAGUGCUGUUUGUUGUUGUCGUUGGGUUCAGGGUCUCCGCUGAGAUUGAAUUACAUUUUACAUUUUAGUCAUUUAGCAGACGCUCUUAUCCAGAGCGACUUACAUCAGCAAUUAGGGUUAAGUGCCUUGCUUAAGGGCACAUCGAUAGAUUUUUCACAUUACAACCCAGUCUCAGUUUUAACCGCAGAGGGUCUGAUGUGUCAUUCCUCUUAUACACUAUUAUGUUUUAAGCAUCCAGGAUAAUGUGCAAAUGACAAAAAGGUCAAACGUCAACAGCCUCCCAAAAGCAAAGCAUUGUGGUACUGUAAUUACUCAUAGUGAGGUGGCCAUAUCUCUGGCAGGCUGACAAUCAUCAACAAUCUUAUCUAGGAUAUUGGUGGACUGCCUCUGUGGACUAUCUCUACAUCUCUACUCUCACAGCAUCAGAGAGAACCCCUCUUUGUUCAAGUGUGAGGACGCUUAUUCUUCUGUCAUUUCAAAAAGUAUGUACUAAGUAGGUUCUUUGAUGUCUUGCUCUGCGUCUUCUCAUAUAAACCACAAGCAGUAUGGCAGUGGUACUGACCUGGCAUAGAUAUUUGUAAUAGUUGGUAGAAAGUAUUUUUCAAUUAUACAAAAUCCAAUAGUGUUGAUGUCAGCCACUCAGUUCUAAGACAGAGGAGGGCAUAUUUCUAUAAAUCAUUAACCUUCAUGCUUUACCCUUCCCAAUGUAUCAUUAACCUUCAUGCUUUACCCUUCCCAAUGUAUCAUUAACCUUCAUGCUUUACCCUUCCAAAUGUAUCAUUAACCUUCAUGCUUUACCCUUCCCAAUGUAUCAUUAACCUUCAUUCUUUACCCUUCAAAAUGUAUCAUUAACCUUCAUGAUUUACCCUUCCCAAUGUAUUAUUAACCUUCAUGCUUUACCCUUCCCAAUGUAUCAUUAACCUUCAUGCUUUACCCUUCCCAAUGUAUCAUUAACCUUCAUGCUUUACCCUUCCCAAUGUAUCAUUAACCUUCAUGCUUUACCCUUCCCAAUGUAUCAUUAACCUUCAUGCUUUACCCUUCCCAAUGUAUCAUUAAACUUCACGCUUUACCCUACCCAAUGUAUCAUUAACCUUCAUGCUUUACCCUUCCCAAUGUAUCAUUAACCUUCAUGAUUUACCCUACCCAAUGUAUCAUUAACCUUCAUGCUUUACCCUUCCCAAUGUAUCAUUAACCUUCAUGCUUUACCCUUCCCAAUGUAUCAUUAACCUCCAUGCUUUACCCUUCCCAAUGUAUCAUUAACCUUCAUGCUUUACCCUUCCCAAUGUAUCAUUAACCGUCAUGCUUUACACUUCCCUUUGUAUCUUCUGAUACUUCUUUAUCUAUUCUAAAGCCUCCACUUCUCAAAUGUUUAAUUUUGGCUCGCUCAGCAGCCAUCAAUGUCUCAACAUACAAAGCAGAGGUAUCAAACAGUUUCCAACCUCACUCUAGCCCCUGGUCCCAACCCCUCCCAGCACUUCCUUCCAUCUCCUGCCCACUUCUUCCUUUGAUGCUCCAAAGACUUGCUUGAAACAUCAAUGGGCUGAGAUUGAAUGAAGCUCCCCAUCAGUGUUCUGAGUCUGCUGCUAUCACGUCUGAGAAACAUUGUUUUAUUAUUUUACCUCUACUGCAGACAGAAUGCAGUGGGCCUUUCGACUGUCAGUCUCCACAGACACUGCAGUUAUGACUAUGGAACAAAGGCAAAGCACUGUGGGUUUUUCCCUCUCAGCGUGCUUCUUUCUCCCUCUUCUCAGGGAACUACCAAUUCUUCAUUGUUGUGUGACUCAGAUGCUGCCAAUUGAAAUUGAAAAAAAAUAAAAAAUAAUCUGCAUGCCAUAGAACUGUCAGAUUAUUAUUUAUUUUUUUACAGGAACUUGAAGAACAAGGCUUCACGUCAGUUAAGGCAUAGAAUAAAGACAGCCUCACAUACAGUAUCGAAGUCAGCCAAUGGCUUUAUACUAAACAAACUGUACAUAUAUCACUGGCUUAUAAUUACAAACGGGGAAACACAAAAUUAAAUUGUAGUUUUAAACAUUUUAAUCUGAACUAGUUCCUACCUCAUAUUUUUCUAAAUUACAUAGCAAGGUAAAUUAAAUACUGUAUCUGUGAUGAGGUGGUGAUCAAGGAGUCAGGCGCAGGACGGUAAAUCACAGAAUAACAGGCUUUCAUCCGCAAAAUACAGGUUUACGCAGAAAUGCGUCAAACACACUCCAGGGCACAUAACAGGCGCACUGGAAAAUACAAGGCACACGGGAAAAAUACUCCCGUCGAUACAAAAUACACAAGCUCCACCGAGCUUCACUAACCUCCACAAUAAACAAUCACCCACACAGACAAGGAAGCAGAGGGAACACUUAUACAAUGACUAAUGAGGGGAUAAGGACCAGGUGUGUGUGAUUGAAGACAAGACAAAUGGAGUGAUGAUAAAUGGAUCGGCAGUAACUAGUAAGCCGGUGACGCCGAACGCCGAAACCUGCCCGAACAAGGAGGGGAGGCAGCUUUGGCAGAAGUUGUGACAGUACCACCCCGCCCCCCCUUGACGCGAGGCUCCAACAGCAUGCCGACCCCGGCCUCGGGGACGGCCAGGAGGACGCGGAGCAGGGUGAGCCGGAUGGCGACUGUGGAAAUACCGUAACAUGGAGGGAUCGAGGAUAUACCUCACCGGGACCCAGCACCGUUCCUCCGGACCGUACCCCUCGCACUCCACGAGGUACUGAAGGCCCCCCACCCGAAGCCUUGAAUCCAGGAUGGAACGGACAGAGUACGCUGGGGCCUCCUCGAUGUCCAGAGGACAUGGAGGGACCUCCCGCACCUCAGCCUCCUGGAGCGGACCAGCUACCACCGGCCUGAGGAGAGACACAUGAAACGAGGGGUCAUUUAGCGGACGCUCUUAUCCAGAGCUCAGGGGGGGAGUAAUAACCUAUAAGUGACCUCGUUGACUCUCCUCAGGAUUUUGAACGGCCCCACAAACCGCGGGCUCAGCUUCCGGCAGGGCAGGCGGAGGGGCAGAUUCCGGAUCAAGAGCCAGACCCGAUCCCCCGGUACAAAGACGGGGGCCUCACUGCGGUGGCGGUCAGCGUUGGACUUCUGACGACGCACGGCGCGUUGGAGGUGAACGUGGGCAGAAUCCCACGUCUCCUCCGCGCGCCGAAACCAGUCCUCCGCCGCAGGAGCCUCAGUCUGGCUCUGGUGCCACGGUGCCAGAACCGGUUGGUAACCUAGAAUACACUGGAAAGGCGUUAGGUUAGUGGAGGAGUGGCGGAGAGAGUUCUGGGCAUAUUCUGCCCAUGGCAAGAACACCAACCACUCCCCUGUCUGGUCCUGGCAGUAGGACCGCAGGAACCUACCCACAUCCUGAUUUACCCGUUCCACCUGCCCAUUACUCGCGGGGUGGAACCCAGAGGUCAGGCAGACCGAGACCCCCAGAUGUUCCAUGAACGCCUACCAGACCUUUGACGUGAACUGGGGACCUCGGUCCGACACUAUAUCCUCUGGUACCUUGUAGUGCCGGAGGACAUGUGUAAACAGGGCCGUGGGGGAGACCGGGGACGCAUCCACCUCCACCACGAACAGUAGUGAAGAAUCAGGGUGGGCCAGUACUGGGGCUGAGGUGAACAGACCCCGCAGUUUGCUGAAGGCCAGGUCAGCCUCAGCAGACCAGCGGAGCCGGGACGGCUCAUCCUUCAACAGGGAUCUGUCUAGUUUCUUCAUAAUCCUUAACUAAAUUCAUACAGUCUUUCCCUCUGUGGAUAUAGCUGGCUCUUGGACUGAAAUGUUUAACUGUGCCCUACUUGGUCAGAUAAUUCAUAAUGUGUUUGAAAAUGUGGCAAAUAUAGAGUGAUUGUUGACGAUAAUUGUAAUGCUAGGAUGAGUAUGAAUGUGUAUCAGCCUUCUCUUUCCUCAAUCACAUGCCAACAGAAUAGCGUGAUUUAACACAGCACACUAGAGUGCAUGGCAGUGCCGGUGUGAAACAUUAAGAAAACAGAGACAGAACAUAUUUUUUCCUUCGGUCCAUGAAUCCUCUGUUGAAAUAGUCUCUUAAUCUUCACGUAAAUUGCGGGUUGCAGGUAGCCUAGCGGUUAGAGUGUUGGGCUAGAACCGAAAGUUCUCUGGUUCGAAAACCCGAGCCGCCAAGGUGAAAAGUGUGUAGGUUUGCCCUUGAGCAAGGCACGUAACCCUAAUUGUCUUCAGGGGUGUCAUACUACUAUGGCUGAACCUGUAAAACAACAUACUUCACCUAUCCAGUGACAAUACAAAACUUUUUUUUGCGGCGUUGUUUGUUUACAUUAAAAUCACACAAGACUCACAUACUGUACCUCUAUCAAGUUUAAUCAUCUUAUUGUGUCUGUCUGAGCUCUCCAGAGAGAGACUCUACUAUAGUAUUCAAUCCAAUCACAAACUAUUCAUGUUUCUUGAUUGUACAAAUAAUGAGUGGUUGAAUCACGAGAGGCAAAUCAACCAUAAAAUACUAGGAAAAAUGCCCUGCUCAUUCACUGCUGAACUUGGAGGGUGAGUGAGUCUGCAGGCUAAAUGUGUGGAAGUGUGAGUGUGGCAAACGGCUCGGCUCGGAUCCUGAAUAGGAAAUGACUCGGAGGACAAUGGACUGCAUAAAGAGAAACUCUAAACAAUGUGCACAGAGUGCAUUCAAUUAUGUUUUCAUGACUGAAAAAUGGCUGCAUUUUUAAAGAUUGCUCUCAGGACCCUGUUUCUGUAGUCUAAAAUAUGCUUAAGGAAACUUCUGAAUAAAAGUUAUGAAAAUAUUUAGCUAAUUUCAUGUCUUCAGGGGUUUGCUGUGGUGACUGCAAGAGGAUAUAUAGAUGUAUGCUUAUGGUAUCAAACAAUGCCCUCAGCUUAGGCUCUGGUAUGGUAUAUUCUAGAGUGGUUCACUAUCACCCUGUCAGUCUGCUGUGAGGAUGCACCUUUCUGAUAAUCCGUUUUAAUUGGCCACAACUAGUACCAUGAGUUCUCCUUAUUAUAUAACUUAACUAGAGAAAACUCUACUCCCUAGCCAUAAUAUCACACCAAAAGCAUUUUAAAUGAAGCUCUGGAGAACAAUGAUACUGCAAAGUAAAAUACAACGCACGACAAGUGCUCUUAGCCUUAAGUCUGGACAGUAAUGUUUCUGACAUGCAUCUGAAGCCAAGUACUGUAGCCUGUCCCUAAAUCUGUGUGAUCUUUAGCCAGCUUCUCUUACUAUCGUUGUCAUGCCAUGUAUUUGUAUUUUUUAUUUAACCUUUAUUUAAUUCGGCAAGUCAGUUAAGAACAAAUUCUUAUUUUAAUGAAGGCCUACACCGGCCAAACCCGGACGACGCUGGACCAAUUGUGCGCCGCCCUAUGGGACUCCCAAUCACGGCCGGUUGUGAUACAGCCUGGAAUCGAACCAGGGUGUCUGUAGUGAUGCUUCAAGCACUGAGAUGCAGUGCCUUAGACCGCUGCGCCACUCGGGAGUAUGAAAAGACUGUAUGGCAACGGCAUGCCUCCAUGGCAACGAUAGUCCGAGGAGUUGGCUAAAACUCAUACAUAUAUGAGACCAUGCAUGCUAGAAGGCAUGCCAUGAACAUACAGUCCGUCUAGGGAACAGCCUGGGUAGGAAAUGCCAAUAAUCUCUGGGCCAACCUCAGAUUGGAGCAGCAAGCAUGACCAAAAGAUCGUAAACUGUUAAAUGUAAUUAGAUCUGCAGUGGCAGGCUGUGGUGCUGCAUUAGUGUCUGAAAGGACCAAUGUUGCGGUCAGGAUCCAUUUUCCUCUCACAGUGACAGCAUGGUGCCCAGUGCCAUGCGAGGGGCUACGGCCUCAAAGCCUUAAUAUGCCCUAAUACACAGCUCCAACUGGGCCAGUGGGAGAGCUAUGUGCCUUAUGAAAAAAAAAAAAUAAUUGACCAAUACUAUGAUUAAACUCCUGGAUACAAAUUAUUACACUCAUGGAGAGUGCGUUAUAAACAUAUCUCUUCUGCUGUAAUCCCUCUCAUCUGCUUAUUUUGCUGUGAGAUGUGGGCUGCGUUGUCACUGAGGCACGGCUGAGCACACAGUAAUGCCUUAAUCCAGAGGGGCUGGCUCAUCGAGAUGUGGAUUAGGCUGCUGCGCACGUCUUCCGCCCUACGCUAAACAAAGAGAAGGAAAAAGUACGCUCAUCAGCAGAAAUCCAAACUGCCGAGAUCAUCCACGCUUUCCCCCUUGUUUGUAAGAUGGGACACCCAUUGUGCUUGGGGAGACUUAUUGAUAAGCCCAGCAUUAAAAGAGAAAUGCCAGCACCUUACGCCUUUCAUCAGUGGAUGGCUGUGUGCUGCUGCAUGUUCAAACUUGGGUUUUAAAGUGGAAGUCGAUAGGGACUUACUCCUCUUUCCAUCCUCAGCAGAGAGCAGUGAUGCUAUACUUAAUAUCUUCAAGGGGCAUCUCAGGGAAGUAAAUGGUGUUGUGUAGUUUUAAUAAUUUACAAUAUCAUAAAGGAGCAUGUCGGGAAAAUAUGUUGUUGUGUAUUGUUUGUUGUUUAGUGGGGACUGUUUUGUUGAUGGUGAGAAUUUGCAGACAUUUGGCUGCUAAGUCAUAUGACAUACCAUUACUAUAGUUCGUAUUUCAAAACAUAUUGUGGAAAAACACCAACAAAGAAUUGCAGUGUGCGAUAACACUACACAGUAAUACUUUAUUCUAAAAGAAAAGCUGUUUCCCAAAAAUCCCCCCACAUGCAGUUCUCACUUAGAGAACGGAAGAAAACAUUUUAAUAGAUGACUGCAGAUAUGAUUUGACUAGGCAGAAACCCCUAGACAGAACAGACCAGAGAGAGAAUAUACAAUCAGCAUAUGUUACUUAUUCUCUCUUAUACUUACUUUGUUGAAUUGAAAAGUUGUAUUUUCAUAUUACAGUUUAUUUUGGUUAGCCGCAUACAUUUGCACAUUCCGCUUUGACUAUAUAUAUAUAUAUAUAUAUAACAAUUCAAACAAAUGCAUUGACACUCUCUCUCCUCUGUCCUUCAGGCAUAGCUGGCAACCCAGUGCUCUUCAAUGAGAACGGCGACGCCCCUGGUCGCUAUGAGAUUUACCAGUACCAGAUCAGAAACAGAACAGCCGAGUACAAAAUAAUCGGCCACUGGACCGAACAGCUCUAUCUGAACGUAAGGAUUUCUUUUUUAUAUAUUUAACACAGCAGAUACUGUACUAUAGUUAUACAGUGAGGGAAAAAAGUAUUUGAUCCCCUGCUGAUUUUGUACGUUUGCCCACUGACAAAGACACGAUCAGUCUAUAAUUUUAACAGAAAAAUCCAGAAAGAAAAUGUUAUAAAUUGAUUUGCAUUUUAAUGAGGGAAAUAAGUAUUUGACCCCUCUGCAAAACAUGACUUAGUACUUGGUGGCAAAACCCUUGUUGGCUAUCACAGAGGUCAGAUGUUUCUUGUAGUUGGCCACCAGGUUUGCACACAUCUCAGGAGGGAUUUGUCCUACUCCUCUUUGCAGAUCUUCUCCAAGUCAUUAAGGUUUCGAGGCUGACGUUUGGCAACUCGAACCUUCAGCUCCCUCCACAGAUUUCCAAUGGGAUUAAGGUCUGGAGACUGGCUAGGCCACUCCAGGACCUUAAUGUGCUUCUUCUUGAGCCACUCCUUUGUUGCCUUGGCCAUGUGUUUUGGGUCAUUGUCAUGCUGGAAUACCCAUCCACGACCCAUUUUCAAUGCCCUGGCUGAGGGAAGGAGGUUCUCACCCAAGAUUUGACGGUACAUGGCCCCGUCCAUCCUCCCUUUGAUGCGGUGAAGUUGUCCUGUCCCCUUAGCAGAAAAACACCCUCAAAGCAUAAUGUUUCCACCUCCAUGUUUGACGGUGGGGAUGGUGUUCUUGGGGUCAUAGGCAGCAUUCCUCCUCCUCCUCCAAACACGGCGAGUUGAGUUGAUGCCAAAGAGCUCGAUUUUGGUCUCAUCUGACCACAACACUUUCACUCAGUUCUCCUCUGAAUCAUUCAGAUGUUCAUUGCCAAACUUCAGACGGCCCUGUAUAUGUGCUUUCUUGAGCAGGGGGACCUUGCGGGCGCUGCACAAUUUCAGUCCUUCACGGCGUAGUGUGUUACCAAUUGUUUUCUUGGUGACUAAUGUCCCAGCUGCCUCUCACUGUUCAAAUAAACCUACCAUUACAAUGAUAGACUGAUCAUUUCUUUGUCAGUGGGCAAACAUACAAAAUCAGCAGGGGAUCAAAUACUUUUUUCCCCUCACUGUAUUAUCAGACAUAUCCCCUCCAAAUGACCUUUAUGUUUUUCACCAUUUGUUGUCUGUGGCUCUCCUCCUAAAGCAGCUUUGACAGGAUGUUGUCAUCUGUUGGUUAUACUGCAGUGCUUCCUUUGCUCAGUAAUUUCUCCUAAACCAUUAGCUACUGCUUUGGGCACACGUUUUCAACGGUGCAAACAUCCAGAGGGUGCUUUAAUGAUUAACAACACGGACUGGGAUGAAAAGAAACCAAUAAGAGCUUAAAAACAGACACAUUGCUAUAAUGACUUCAGACACCAAUCCACUGUCUUAGCAAAACAAUAUGGUGGAGUUGUGGACACAGGAGGUUACAAAGCUAUAACAAUUAAUUACAUGAUGCCGGCCCUGCAAAUAGUGUUUGAACGGAAUAUGAAGAGAUGGCCUUGGGCAAAGAAAGAGAAAGAAAAAAGAAGCGUGUUUCUAUGGCGUCGACCUGGUUUCUAUGGCGUCGACCUGGGUCUGUGUCUCUUUCAACGCUGUGUGAAUGGCGGAAGACCAUGAAUGUUUUUGUAAAUGUGUUGUAAAUGCUAGUCCUGCGGUGUGCGCCAAUUCUCUUUCCAAAUGAGCUUUUAGUUAAAUAGGAUUCUUAUAGCUGUUAAUUAAAUACACAUUUGGGGAUGCGUUUGCCGCCUAUGAAUUUCACAAACACCAUUGACGGCAAAAAAAAGUGAAUAACAUAACACUAAAUAUAUCCUUUCAAGAAGGCAAAUAGUGUUCAUGGGUAAUAUACUUUUUAAUGGAGAGGAAAGAGAAAAAAGCCCCUAAAAGAACUGUAUGCCAGUGGUAAUUGUCAUUAAGCAAGAAGAGACUGUUUAUGGGUUAUAGUGUUAGUUAUUUGUGAAGUGUUUGACUGUACCCCUCCUCUCCUCUCCAUCCCCCCUCAGAUCCGAGCAAUGCACUGGCCAGGUGGAGGUCGUCAGAUCCCCUACUCCAUCUGCAGUCACCCCUGCCAGGCCGGAGAGCGCAAGAAGGUAGUGAAGGGCAUCCCUUGCUGCUGGCACUGCGAGCGCUGCACUGGCUACCAGUAUCAAGCAGACACCUACAGCUGCAAGAUGUGCCGCUUUGACCUGCGUCCCAACGAGAACCAUACGGCCUGCCGUCCCAUCCCCAUCAUCAAGCUGGAGUGGAGCUCCCCCUGGGCCGUCAUCCCUGUCCUCAUCGCUGUGCUGGGCAUCAUGGCCACUCUGUUCGUGGUGGUCACCUUCAUCCGCUACAAUGACACGCCCAUCGUCAAGGCGACGGGCCGCGAGCUCAGCUACGUUCUGCUGACUGGUAUCUUCAUGUGCUACGCCACCACCUUCCUCAUGAUUUCUGCCCCUGAUGUUGGAAUCUGCUCCCUCAGACGGAUCUUCCUGGGUCUGGGGAUGAGUAUCAGCUACGCAGCCCUGCUCACCAAGACUAACCGCAUCUACCGCAUCUUUGAGCAGGGAUCCAUGUCGGUGAGUGCCCCCAGGUUCAUCUCCCCAGCCUCCCAGCUGGUCAUCACCUUCAGUCUGACUUUGGUGCAGCUACUGGGGGUGUGUAUCUGGUUCGGUGUGGACCCGUCUCAGGCCAUCAUCGACUACGAGGACCAGCGCACGGCAAAUCCGGACAUGGCCCGUGGCGUGCUCAAAUGUGACAUCUCCGACCUUUCUCUGAUCUGCCUGCUGGGCUACAGCAUGCUGCUCAUGGUCACCUGCACGGUGUACGCCAUCAAGACCCGGGGGGUGCCGGAGACCUUCAACGAGGCCAAGCCCAUCGGCUUCACCAUGUACACCACCUGUAUAGUCUGGCUGGCCUUCAUCCCAAUCUUCUUUGGCACCUCCCAGUCCACAGAGAAGGUAAGAUCUGGCUGGCCUUCAUCCCAAUCUACUUUGGCACCUCCCAGUCCACAGAGAAGGUAAGAUCUGGCUGGCCUUCAACCCCAUUUUCUUUGGCACAGCCCAGUCCACAGAGAAGGUAAGAUCUGGCUGGUCUUCAACCCCAUUUUCUUUGGCACAGCCCAGUCCACAGAG